AUGGAUCAGAGAGGCCGCCUUGGACUGUUGGUGGACGUUGAUACGGAGCUGGAGAUUGAUGCUCUGUGCGACGAAUGGUUGUUGCCACCGGCAUGCACCGAAGACGACGAAGAGGAUCAAGAUGGGAUUGAGAUUCAGCACGUGGAAUGGAUUGACGGACGAAAUCCAUUAAUUCCAAUUGAAUAUGACGGUUCAGGAGAGAGCUUUCAGACCUUCAGAGGUGGCAAAUCUGAAGCCGAGCAGCUCUCACACAUCAUCUGCUGUCAACGAUAG
Messenger RNA from Rhinocladiella mackenziei CBS 650.93, 273 nucleotides. RefSeq lists its product as uncharacterized. The record is from RefSeq and is a predicted model, not a curated record. Bases 1 to 273 code for a protein of 90 amino acids. Lineage: Eukaryota; Fungi; Ascomycota; Eurotiomycetes; Chaetothyriales; Herpotrichiellaceae. The transcript has a single exon.